Cynara cardunculus var. scolymus (artichoke) is the source of this 573-nucleotide messenger RNA. RefSeq names its product nuclear transcription factor Y subunit B-7-like. Bases 1 to 573 code for a protein of 190 amino acids. NCBI's taxonomy places the organism in Eukaryota, Viridiplantae, Streptophyta, Magnoliopsida, Asterales, Asteraceae. The record is from RefSeq and is a predicted model, not a curated record. Gene Ontology annotation, biological process: regulation of transcription by RNA polymerase II. The transcript has a single exon. Gene Ontology annotation, cellular component: CCAAT-binding factor complex; nucleus. Gene Ontology annotation, molecular function: RNA polymerase II cis-regulatory region sequence-specific DNA binding; protein heterodimerization activity; DNA-binding transcription activator activity, RNA polymerase II-specific.
AUGGAAGAUGUAAAAAAUGGUAAAAGAAGCCCAGAAAACCCUUCUUCCAAAAACAACAAUAAAGAACAAGACCGUUUCCUCCCGAUAGCGAACGUCGGCCGCAUCAUGAAAAAAGUGGUCCCGGGGAACGGAAAAAUCUCAAAAGACGCAAAAGAAACGGUCCAAGAAUGUGUCUCGGAGUUCAUUAGUUUUGUGACGGGUGAAGCCUCGGAUAAAUGCCAACGAGAAAAGAGAAAAACAAUAAAUGGCGACGAUAUAAUUUGGGCGAUAACGACGUUAGGAUUUGAGGAAUACGUAGAGCCACUCAAACUGUAUCUGGUGAAGUAUCGGCAACUUGAAGGCGACAAAGUUAGCAACAAUGUACCUAAACAACAAUGCAUCGAAAGACAACAACAACAUAGUUUGCCAACUUAUAAGAAUGUUUAUUCGUCAGCCGCUGCAGCGAGUAUUAUGUCGCAACCGCCUUUUGCAACGAUUUUCGAGCAGACGUUUGCGUUGCCGUUUUCGUCAAAUUCGAUUCAAUCACAAUUACACCGUCAACAAGAAAGCAUUGAUUCGGUUGGCCAAUGGUAA